Molecule: messenger RNA, 1045 nt
Organism: Ruditapes philippinarum (Manila clam)
Lineage: Eukaryota; Metazoa; Mollusca; Bivalvia; Venerida; Veneridae
Exons: 3
Coding region: 14-1045 (343 amino acids)
Biological process (GO): N-acetylglucosamine metabolic process; sulfur compound metabolic process
Molecular function (GO): N-acetylglucosamine 6-O-sulfotransferase activity
Source: RefSeq, a predicted model, not a curated record
CAGAAGUAAAAAUAUGAGACGAGAAAGAUCACGUGUCAUUACGUCAGUUUACAGAAGGAAUCUGAUACCAUGUUGUAUUGUUGGUGUUGUACUGGUCUACCUACUUUAUACACGGCCAAGAAGUAAGAAAGUUAUGUAUGUACCAAGGCCAGAGGUAAAUAAUGUUAAAGAUCUUCUUUUGCUGUCAAACAUGCGUAGUGGUUCAACAUUAACUGGAGAACUGUUGAGGGAUUCGCCGGGAACAUUUUUUGUGUUCGAGCCUUUACAACCAUUGGCACCUUACCAUUAUUUUACCGAGAGUGCUGUUUGCAGAGUAAGAGAUGAAGACUGCAGUACUGAACAAGCUGGUAAACGAAUUUCGGAAGCAUUACAAAUCGUGCAUGCUAUUUUCUCGUGCAAUAUACAAGCGAUUCCAAAAGUGGUCAUGGACUUUAUACGGGACCAAAAUAAAUCAGGACCAGCUUGGUACCAGUUUAACACCUGCUUAAAGGUAACUCCACCUGAGAAAAGUAACAGUUUUCCCAAACAAUGCCUUUUAGACAUUGAAAAAGAGUGCAAACGAGCAAAAACAAGAAUUGUUAAGAUUUUGCGACUGGAUCUACUGACCGCUGAAAAAUUGUUAAGAAAUUUACCCAUCUUAAAAAUAGUAAUGUUAUUUAGAGACCCACGCGCUAUAAUGAAUUCCCGGAUUAAAACCGACUGGUUCCCCGUUCAAGAAAACAAUACGAUCGAGGCUACAAGAAAUAUAAACAGUCUAUGUAUCAAAAUGGAGAACGAUUUGAAAACCUUUAGAAACAGAGAAUUGGCAGUGUCUGAUAGAGUUAUAAUUAUGAAAACUGAAGAUUUAUUUGAUGAAAGUAUAGGAGUAUUCAAUAUAUUUGAGUUUAUAGAUAAGAAAAUCACAAAUAAGGAAUUCGAGAGAAUCGAGGCCGUCAUUAAUGGAAAACCUCUAUUUAGAGUCUGGCAAAACGAGAUAAAAACGGAAUAUCGAAAACAAACAGAAUCCAAGUGUAAAACUGUUUUAGAAUUUUAUGGAAUAAAAUAA